Molecule: messenger RNA, 2583 nt
Organism: Hypoxylon trugodes
Lineage: Eukaryota; Fungi; Ascomycota; Sordariomycetes; Xylariales; Hypoxylaceae
Exons: 4
Coding region: 22-2583 (853 amino acids)
Source: RefSeq, a predicted model, not a curated record
CGACCUCAUAUUACUACUACCAUGUCUCAAGCUUUGAUCCACGCUGCCAAACUGAAGCCCGAGAUUCGUUUAGCGCAAGCUAUCUCUGAUUAUGGCGCCUGCCUCGAUGCCCAGCAGCGGGUGUCUUUCAAGAAUAUCCAGUCCAGCGCACUCCCCAAAGGCAUCGACGUGGUCAAAUUUACCGAAGAGCUAAAUCGGGAUGGCCUUCACCAACAUAAAUCAUGGAAGCCCUACAGUACUCGGCUCGUAAGUAUACUAGAGCGCAUUCAGAUUUACGCCGGAGACAUUCUCAUCGGAGGAUCCCAAAACCUCAUUGCUUGCGGCAUGUGGGCGACUUUUCGAGUGACUCUUCAAGUCGCUAUUGGAUUUUUAAACUACUUUGAUAAACUAUCUAUAUUCUUAAUGAGGAUUGGAAGACUUUCGUCUAUACAAGGCGAACUUGUCAACGUUUUUUCCACCUCUUCCGAAAUACAACAGUCCAUGUGCGAGUACCUUAUUAUAAUGGCGAAUCAUGUCGGUUCAUUUGACGCCGAGUUCCAGCCCUUCAAGGAAGAACUCCAACAUUGGGCGUUAGUCAUUGAGAAGAAAGUACAAGUGCUCACAUCGCAAUCACAGGCCUCCUCGGAGACGAUAUUUAGCAAGUCUUUUUCAUUGUUUAAACGGCGCGACCUUCAUGAGGAAAGAAAAAUUUUCCUCCAGUUCCUAGAUGAUCUCUCCCCAGACCAGGCACGCAUUGACCUCAACUGGAGACAUCAACGUAAAAAGGGAACCUGUAGCUGGAUUCUACAGCAUGACGAGUAUCUUAUGUGGAAAUCCGAAACUUAUUCAACAACACUACUCGUAUCCAGGCACCUUGGUAGCGGGAAAACUGUGGUCCUUGCUAAUAUCGUCGCGGACUUAGUCCUCACUUCAACCGAAGCUGGAACGGAAACGCCGCUGGGAGAAGUCAAAGAGGAGAAAAACAAUCUCGUGGCAUAUUUUUUUUACCAACCGGGUUUCGCGUCGGAUUCGCGCACAGUUCUAGGGAGCAUAGCUCGUCAAUACUUCGAGCAGGGUGGUAUAACUGGAGCCAGAGUUCAACAGAUUUCAAAAGAACUUCGCAUCAAAACGCUACGCUUCGCCGAAAACGAUGACUUUGUUCGUUUCAUGGGUGCAUUUCUUUCUAUGAAACGCUACUACGUUCUGUUGGAUGGCCUCGAUGAAUUCUGUGGACCGGAUACAGAAGAAGUCUUGAUGGGAUUAUCAAUGCUUGCGAAGCAACGUCAAAUACAUAUAUGUGUUUCUAGUCGGCCAAGAACAAUAUUUGAAAGUCGAAUUGAGCAGUUGACACAACCGGAUCAUAGAAUCCCAAUGACGACCCCUGCCCGCUUCGCGGAAAUCGAGGAUUAUAUUGGCCGAGAAAUCCAGGAGCGAAAGCAUAUUCACAUGCUUGAUGAAACACUAGAGAAGAUAAUUCGAGACAGGCUCGUCAACGUGGCCCAGGGAAUGUACCUAUGGGUUGCUCUUCAGCUGGAAGCUGUCCUGCCUCGAUACCAAAAACGUGCAAUGAACGAAGUCGAUUUGAUCCAAAGAUUGAUAGCGUUACCCGACGAACUCCCACGGAUAUUUGACGAAGCCCUAGCGCACAUAUCGGACACGCGAUAUGGCUCGCGAAUUUUCCAAUGCACUACGGCCGCGCGCAGACCAUUGACGCCGACACAACUACGAGUCGUCCUGAAUGUCGAACCGGGAAAUGAUGAAUGGAACCCCACAACCAUGAUCCUUGAUAGUCCAGAAUGGGUUGGGUAUUGUGCCGGAGGCCUCCUCGAAGUCGAAGAAAGUAACAUAGUGCAAUACAUACACCAUAGCGUGGAGUUCCAUUUGAUUAUCGAUACCUAUUCAGUCAAGACCAACCCUUACUGCUUCACGAUGGAUGUGGCAGAUCAGCUUAUGGGCUCCAUAUGCGUCACAUAUCUCAACUAUUCGUUUUUGCAGGGAAGAAUGAUCCGCUACAACGGUAGAGUUCGAGUGACACAAGAGGACGUCGAUCGUACACUCCGAUCUCUACUCGCUUCUAGUUUUUCCGCGAAACUUAUAGCUCGGGUCAGGAGAAAAAGAAUUCCGGAAAGCAAUAAUGUCGACAUUACUCGUGUCAUACAAAGCUACUCCCAGAGAAAAACAAGGGAACAAAUGGAUGAAAUAAGCUCAUUCCAUGACUAUGCGAAGCAGGAAUGGGAAUUUCACACAAAAAUAUACCCAUGUAAAGAGCUUGGUUGGCGUAUCGUUUGUUUAUGGUUCAACCUUCUGUCGGGAAAAUGGACCAACUCGACCUUCAGUACAGACCUAGAUCGUGGCUUCACUAGAGAAGACAUGAUCGAACUUCUCCAAAUAGUUUCUCAGCCUCAAUUGCGUGCGAUUCUACUCCAAAAAGUUUCCUACGACGCCUUUCCAGGAAAGGUUUUCGAGCUUAGCGAUCCGGGAUUACAUGCAUCCCAAUUUUUAGAAGAUUUCGCACCGAGAGAACCAGCUUUAUUACAAGGACUUCCCUACAACGCCUAUCCAGAAAACACUUUCGAGGUUGGUAGCCCAGAAGUUUCCGAUUGA